GUAGUUUUUUUUUAUAGUCGAGAUGUAUGCUUUUGAAGUGUGUCGGCUUUUUCCGUGGGACUAUUUCCUUUUGAAAAUAACACAUUUAUUUCACGUUAAUUCUAGCUGCGCUCUGAAACUGCUGAUUUGUGCCAGAUCAAUAGCUUCGUUCAGGCAUCAGAAAAUCACUUCUUUAAAGCUUCGAGGUUGAAACAGCAUGAUUACUGGCGGGUUGUUUUAAAGAAUAAAACUGAAUGGACCAACACAUGAUAUCAAUCAGCGCCAAUACUGUUGAUCACCGAUUGGAAUUGACGGAGUAGAGGUUUGUCUCAGUGUAUCCCCUGCAUGUGUGAAGCUUAUCUUCUAGGUUCUGAGGUGAUACUGGUAUGAGACUGAAAACUAUAAAGUUUGGAAAUGAAAGGAAAGGGAAAGAACAACACCGCGACGCCAUCGAAAACUUUCGAUAACCAUGCAUUUGAAGGCGAUGGUGCGGACGAAGCCAACUCGGUCGUCUCCGAGAAAUUCUCUCCACGAAUUAAGAACUUUGGAAAGUUUACCUACCCGAACGUAUGCAAAUACUGCAAGAGCCUGUGGGAUAGCAAAGGAAACACUGAGCUGAUUUCCCCAUGUGGGUGCGACAGCACAUCGCUCCACGUCCAUGAGACCUGCCUAGAGUCUUGGCUGAAGAGCAGCGGCAAGGUCCGCUGCGAAGCUUGUAAAACGGUGUACAGUAACAGCAAUAUCAAAGAACUACGAGCAGAAUUGAUGGUUCAGAGAGUUAACUUCUGCCUCAUCGCCAUUUUCAUGCCGAUCGGCGUCGUCGUCAUCGUCGGCGUCAUCACCAUACUCGAGAUCAUCAGACAAGAUAUAGAACGUGCCGCUGUGACCGGCGAGUCCCUGAACGGCGUCUACGGCAUUCCCCUCGAUCAGUUCGUCAUCCUUUGCCUCCUGUUCGGUGGCCUGACGCUGUUCGCCAUCAUCAAGAGCAUCACAAUAUUGAGACAGAAACGACUGAAGACACUCGAUAGCUUGACCGUUACAAAGGCAUGAUGAUGGUCUAUGGCAUCAUUAAGCAGUUUUCGAAGCUGCAAAGGGGACAGAUCCUACAACAUAGUAAAUCUAUUGAAAGAGCCCGUCAAAGCACCAUGAACAAUUGAGAUGUCUUGUCGACAAUUGGUGAGUUGGAGCAGUCGAUCGUCGUAAAAUUCUGAGUCGACUAAGUUGUUUGUCCAGACUGCAUCGCUGACAACAUUGCUGUUUAAUUCACCGACUUUCGACAAAGACUUCUUUGUCAUGAAGGGCGUUCAACAAUAGAUUCUCACCGUCCCAGAAAGCGUCUGUAUGGUGGUUGCGAAAAUUCCCCAUUGAUAACGCCGCAUUAGAAUAUAGCUCAACAAAAUGGUCUUUGUCUGUUUGAUCCAGUUGAGAUAAAAAUGGCGUCUAUGUAGUUGAUUUCGCGGGAAGCAAACGUCGAUUUCAUCGAUUAUUGAAAAGUACUUUUUCGCGCCCGCGCGGGCAGCGCAGUAUGGAAUGUAAUAUCUGGGGCCCGUUUCGUGAAGGAUUUGUAACUGUUGUAACUUUGCAAUAAUGGCAACUACCAUGGUGAAAGGGGUCAGCAGCCAAUCAGAAUCAAAGUUGCCAUGGCAGUUUCCAUAAUGGCAAAGUUACAACAGUUGCAAGUCCUUUAUGAAACGGGCCCCUGAUUGAUAUGGAGUACUUGACAGUCAUUGACCAAAAGAUCUGGAGCACAUCCAUCCUGCCAUGAUAUCACAUACUGUGACCAAUAUUGGCGAUAUGAUACAGGAGUGGUCAAAUGUAUAUAUAGUCCUGUUUUAAGUUUUCGUAUGUCUUAUUCAAAUUCCUACUUCUCAAAAUUCCUAAUUUUCGUAAAUUGUAGUUUUGCAAUCCAUAUUGGUUAUGGGUCGAUAUACGACGUUCUUACUAAAUUUACAUUAAUUUGGAUUAUUUUUAUGAUUACUCUGCUCUUUACCCAUGCUUAUUGAUGAAAAAAGACUAUGUAAGUUGUAUUCAAGAUACAUGUAGUAAAAUGGACAGGAGGACCAUGCAAACUUUGCCGACAAAUUCAACGUCUAUUGUUGGAAAUAAGUAGGCUAUAUAUCACAAUUGACUAUCCAUAAUCAAGACACCACUAUAAACAAGCAUUUGGAUAGUCCUCCGACACCAACUGAUGUCGGGUUUUACACCCAAAUCAUGCAGCUUUUACGGUACUGUGAUACGAUAUUACAAGUUGUGAAAUUUAGAAAAUUAAAUUUAGAGUUUUAGUCCUCCCACAGCAACUUGUGUCGGCUAAUAUAAGCCAGUUUAUCAGCGAUAUUAAAAACAGUGAAAAGUGGAUAACGAAAAAGGAAGAAAGAAUUGUAUCCAUUGUGUAAUUAUACGGGUAUUUGAUAUAAUAAUAAUAAAAUAAUACAUAAGAUUUACAUAGCGCACUUUCCUUCUUGAUUAGAUGCUCAAGGCGCUUCAGAGCAGAACAACAAAAACUAUUUACAUAUACAUGUAAUACAUUUAUGUUUUUAGGUUGCCCUUUCAGGUGGUCACUGAAGUCUGGGUUUUCACUUUUAAGUCGGUUUGCCCCAACCUACGCUGGCGCCACCCAAACUUUUACUAGUAAUUUGCGAGCCAUCAUCAACUUAAAAGAGACCUACUACAUUCUUGACUAUGUCGUAAUUGCAGUAUUUAAGUCCCCAAAAGUAUUUACUAUAUUAUCUAAACAAUUGUGCUUUAUUAUAUUUAAUGAUUUUAUGAUCUGUACUGAAUAAAUUAUCAUUUAAUUAUUUUUUCGUAUGAAUUUGGAUUUCAAUUAUGCCUAUCAUAUAAUCUCAUUGUAAACUCCUGUCUUCCAAGGGUAUCGAAAAUGAUAUAUUAAAAACAACUCGUAUAUAUGUUUAAGUAUUCAUGUAAUAUUCAUAACUUGUGAAGUAUUGGAAAGUUGUUAUGCUAACAUCAUUGUUUUUAUAAAGUCUUCCAGUUUUAAAUGUGAUAUCUCCUUUGGAAAUGGGCAUUAAAUACAUCUAAAUAAAUUACAUUAUUGAUGUGUUUCCGGAAAAAUAAAAUGGUCAUGUUCAUGAACUUAAUUCAAAGGUUAUCUUUAAGUACUCAACUGUAUGUCCGAUCCGGAAGAAUUAAAAGUGCUAUUUGUAUGUGGUUGAAAACAAUGUAUUUACCUCGGUAAAUGUGUGUCUGAUGUCCUUACAAUAGCCCCUCAAUGUGAAGUGUAUGUUUCGUUUAUGUACCAUUAAAUUGAAAUUAUAUUGAAA
Lytechinus variegatus (green sea urchin) is the source of this 3257-nucleotide messenger RNA. Its product is annotated as E3 ubiquitin-protein ligase MARCHF1-like. The record is from RefSeq and is a predicted model, not a curated record. Gene Ontology annotation, biological process: protein ubiquitination. The transcript has 3 exons. Gene Ontology annotation, molecular function: zinc ion binding; ubiquitin-protein transferase activity. Bases 394 to 1029 code for a protein of 211 amino acids. NCBI's taxonomy places the organism in Eukaryota, Metazoa, Echinodermata, Echinoidea, Temnopleuroida, Toxopneustidae.